AAAAAUAGUGAACUAAUUAUUUGGAAAUUUCCCUUUUGGCGACGUGUCCGAUCAGGCACACAGGCCUAGAAACACUAAACUCAUUUUCAUGGUCGAGUUAAUAGAAAACAUGGCCCGGGCAUCAGCUGACUUUAAGGUUGAAAAUUAUUGUUAAAAUAUAUAUUUUUAAAAACUUAAUAAUUUGAAUUUCCACAGUUUGAAGUAGGCUGAAUUUGAAAGUCUACAGCUGUUUACUUUUCCUGCUGAAAGAGUGAGUGAGCAGCAGAGAUCAGCCUCCUCAAGUCUCCACAUCAGCCUCAGAUGAAACCCUGUCCGCAGUCCCGGUUCGCAGCAGCAGAUAAAUAAAUCACAGUCUCAUUGUGGAUGUGUAAACAGGCUGUAAAUUAAAGUUACUUCUGAUUGUUUUCUCUCUGACUCCUCGUGGGUCCAGAUUCUCCUCAGACUGCUGCUGCUCGGUUUGGGCUCCGCUCGUGGGAGGAGUUGGUGCUGCUUCAUAUUCAGAGAGGAGGGGUGGGGGGGCUCUUUAAGGCUCUCAUUCUCUUUGGGGCUAUAAAGACGUAGUACCUUCAAGACGGAGCAAAUUAACUCCAUUGGCGAAUUAUUGCAUUAGGAGGCAUCGCUGCGCUCGUCUCUGCGCGCAGAGGAGAUUAGUUUGGUUUUUUUUUUUAUGGUGACAUUUUGGUUAAAGCGAGCGGAUCAGGGUGAUGGAAUACAUGGAGGAGAAGUUUGCGCUGAAAAGCCAGGCGAUGAAGGCCAGCGAUUACUACAUGGAUCAAGUCAUGGAGAGCUUGGACGGCGCGCAGUACUUCACCAAGUCCUCCCCGAAAUGUGUGCAGGCCUUCGGGCUGCAGAGCGCGGAACACCGCUCCUCGCCCUGCGGAGACCAGAACGGUGCGUAAAAGCCACUUUUUGUAACUUUUGAGGUUUUGCGCGCUCUUGAGUUAAGUUGUACAAGAGUUCAACUUUAUCUGCAUGUUGAAGAGAAUAUUUUUAGCUCUGUAUUUUGUUUUCCUCAUGAAAUUUUCCCUUGUAAUCUCUUAAGAAUUUAACAUUUUUGAUCCAUAAACCUUGACGUUUUUUUGGAAAAAUUCAAUUACGAAAAAUUCAUUUCUAUUUCCAAACAUGGGGCGCAGUUUUGUCCAUAUUUCAUCAUUAUUUUCACGCCUUUAUGCGUAGUUCCCAGGACCAGUAAAAAGCGAUAUUGUACAUUUAUCAUUUGUUGCUUCUAGGGAGUUACGGUGUGCCAAAAACAGACGACGACACUUUGCACUCGGAUCUCGGGAGAUCGAUGGACAGUUGUUGCACUCUGCGGGCCUCUCCGGUGACCUCCGGCCAGGAGAAAACGGAACUGGACGACAUGGGAGACAAAUGUGACAGUAACGUGUCCAGCAGCAAGAAGAGGAGACACCGGACAACCUUCACCAGCGCGCAGCUGGAGGAGCUGGAGAAAGUGUUCCAGAAAACGCACUAUCCAGAUGUUUACGUGAGGGAGCAGCUGGCCAUGAGGACGGAGCUGACAGAGGCCAGAGUGCAGGUACGGCCCGUCAGAGGAAUUUUAUUUUGUUACGAGAAAGAAAAGAGAGCAUCAAACACAAAACAGAGAGAAAUUAAAGAGAGGAAGGAAAGCGUGAGCGACGUGCGUAAAAAUCGAUUUUCAGAAAUAAAGCUAAAGUGAGCGUGGGGAUUCAAAAGUCACAUCAUUCUAAUAAUUUCUAUUAAUUUGUCUUUCUUUUACAAACAUUCCCAGCAGACUCGUUGAAAAAAAAUCCCACCAUAUCCUCGGAUCGUUUAUAAAUUUACUUUUUGUGUCUUUGUCUUUUUGUCCAAUCAGGUUUGGUUUCAGAACAGAAGAGCAAAAUGGAGGAAAAGGGAGCGCUACGGUCAGAUCCAACAAGCCAAAACUCACUUUGCAGCCACCUACGAUCUGUCAGUGUUACCGAGGACUGACAGCUACACACAGGCAAGUUUUCCUCUGACACACUCGGUUUAUAUGUUUCAUUAAAAUAACCCUGUGAUGGGAUUUCUCUCCAUCUACGUAGGCGUUGGUGCGUAAUGCGUAAUUCUUUAUCUCUCCAAGUCUUCUCUCUCUCCACAUAAAAAAAACUCCCACAACUAAUGAAAGCUUUAAUCUGCAUAAAUCAGCGCCUGUCAUCGCUGCUCUAUUCAUCAUUUAAUAUGAAAGCCAUCUUCAGAUAAGAGGCUGGACUCUGAUUAGAGCCUGUGUGAGGUGUCACGGCUGAAUUAAUGGUCUUAUAUCGGAUUUCAUUGGCUGCACAUUCAUCUUACCGUUUGGAACAAAGGUCAGGUACAAGAUGAGGUGAGAGGAGAUGCGCAGUGUCAGUUUGUUCCUUUUGGAGGGUGUUUCCCAUCACAAACUCAGAUUAGGCCUCAGAGUGUUGGAGAUGGACACACAGGAGCUUCUCUGAUGAGUGUGUUGAAAUUUAAAGCUCACAGAAAGCAGCUUGUGUGUUUGAUUUAAAGAACUGCAAAGAUGUCUGAAAUAGUCCAAGUCUACUUCAGCAUUUUCUCCACACAUGUUUCUGAUGGAGACCUCUGGAUACCCGCCAUGCCCCGGUCUCACAGCUGAUCCAGAUUUCUGUCAUUAAAUGGACCGUCCCCUGUGUAACCGUGCUGGCACAGGGUGGGGUUUUGUCUCCUUAAACUCAGUGGACAUGGGCUGCAUUCCUGUGGUUUGUUUAGUCUUGUUGACAGGGAGGUUUUUGGUCAUUUUUGAUGCUUUUUGGGCUCCAAGUCCUGCCUGUGGAUGGCACAGAGUCAGGAACAUGUUGGCAACACUGUUUCUCAAACUAUGACCAUGUUUCCAUGAUAUAAGCCGUACGAGGGGGACGCUUAUUCUCACCAAACCGCUGUUGGUUCGUGGUUUCUGAAAGUAAAUUUAAUUUCAUGUAAAGCCAUUCUGCGGCAGAAAGUUUCAUGCUGUUCUGAGAAAUCGCCAUAAGAUACUUUCUCAGUUUAUUUCACUAUUUUCUUGUUUGUGUUAAUCCAAAACGAAAUGACCACUUUUGAUGCACUGAUUUAAAGUUAAAGCUAACUAUGGUGACAGAUUUCAGUGUUUUUUUCCUGUGGAGUUUUCAUGCUGUUCUCACAUACGCUGACACGACCUCUCAGCUUGAUUGAAAUCUUGGCCAAUCAGAGCAAAUGAUCCGCUUCAGAGUGAAUAAUCCAGCUGAGAUUGAUGGAGCUGUCGGCUCAGUUUGUAUCCCUACAUGCUAUAGAAACACACACUCUUAUAGGCUUCAGUUUUCUAUUCGCUGACCUGAUGAGAUUUACUUUUGGUCGCUCUGUCCUCCUCUUAAUGCCCCUGAAAUAAAAACAUUUACCAUAAAACACGUAGUUCAGCCCCUUUAGAAUAACAUUUUCUCGUAUACUUGAUAGUUUUGGAUUAUUAAUCAAUUUUUUUAAGUUUAUACAAGGAGGAAAGUGCACAUUAAUCAACAGUUUAGCAGUGUGCAUCACUUUAAAUACGUCACAAUCUGCAAAAAACAGAAACAGAAAACAAGUUACAAAACCUCUGGACAUAACAAAGAUUUCUUUGUCAUGUCGAGGGAUUUUCAGUGAAUUUUCUUGCCGCUCUCAGUGUUGGAAGCAAAAUUGGAUUUAAAAAAAAUGGCAAUAUCUCUGUCCAUGAAUAUAGUAUGUGUUAAACAGGAUGGCUGUCUGCAGUUUUACAGGGUGCAAAGAUUGCUGGAUUUUCACAGUGUUGGGUCGCGUUUAGUCAUCCAGGGGGGCUCUGAAACCUUCCUGUGCACAGUGCUGGUUUAAGAACCUGCUUGUAGAUCAGCUGUGCAGCAUGAGAGCAAAUUUAACGGUAAAAAGAGUCACGAUGACAGUAAAAGUGUUUUCCUCCUGUCUUUAAUUCUGCUUCAGCAUUUAUGAUAGUGUGGCAAGAAACUAAAAUACCAGGGGCACAUUAUGAGGAACUUAAUACACAAGCUAACACACUAGUGUGCAGAUUUCUGACAUGCACACAUGACUCUAAAUCUGGACUUUUUCCUCCACUUGUGAUGCAGUUAUAAGAAAGCUACAAAGAGAAGCAGCAGGUUUUAUAAAGAGCUGCAUAAAAAAAGUCUCUCUGAAACAGCAAAAUCCACCAAUGCAAGUUUGUACUGUCUCAACUUUCCUGGCUGCAUUAAUUAGGUUUAAACAUAAGUUUAUAUGUGGAUUAAUUAACUCAAAAUGUGAAAUCUUAAAGGUGCUCGCUUUGUGACAAAAGUUAAAGUUUGUUUUCUAGCGCUGUGAACUUGUGAAGAAGUGAUUUUUUCAUUUUGUUGUAUCUAUAUUUUAAUUUCUCUUUUGUUCUUAUGUUGACAUCUGAGUCUGAAACGAGGAAUCAAACAGUGCACCUUAUUAUAACUCUUAAUAUAAAUGUUAAGUUCAAAUGCAUGUACGAUUUAAAGAUAGAUUUGUCUUAUUAUGAGAAACGUUUGCACACUCUUCCUUCACCUCUGUUUUAUAUUUGUCGUCCACUCCCUUGAGAUUUCAGCCUAAAUUGUUACAAGAUCAUCCUGAUUGAGAAAUAAUUGUUUUUUUGUUGCUUUAAUACUUUCAAAUUUACAACAGCCGACUUCCUCAGUGAUCUGCUGUCGUGCUUUUAUUGAAUCACUUCUAUCCUUGUCUUUGGUGCCAUGGUUCAGUCGUCUAUCAAAAGGAGGAGAGGGUCUCUUAAAGUAAAUAAUAACAGAGUCUAAUCAGCUGAUUGGUGAGCCCCAGUUUUACCAAGCACAAGUCCACCUCGAUUUACAUAAUGACUUCCACCCUCUGCACAAUGAGUUAGUUCUUUUUCUAUAUGGAGGUUUUUAGUCCAAAGAUGGAGAACAGAGCGGUGCAAAAACUAUUCAGCUUUGUUUAACUUGUUGUAUUUACUGCAGAGGAAUUGUUUAUUUUUGUGUUAAAACUCAUUCUGCCUUAGUUUUGUUCAUUUAUCUCAUGUUUGAGAUUUCUUUAUCUCCUUCUCUUGUUUUUCCCCGGUACUUUUUGGAUGUUUUAAUAUAUAUUUCUAACUCUGGAUCUUUUUAUGUUGUUUCUUGAUAAUGGCAGUUUUAUAAUUUUAAUAAUCGGCAAACUGGAUGGUAUCUUCCUGCAAAACUGAUGAACUAUUGCCCAAUUAGUGUCCCAAUUUUAAGGUAUACAGUAUUGGUAUACUUUGGUAACAUAUUAAAGAAUAAACUGCUAUAAUGUUGUUUUAAUAAUACGUAGAUUAAAGGCCCACUUAGUCACAGAACAGGUGUGGAAGAUGUCGCUCAAUCCUUCGAUAUUUUAGCGAGGGACAUGAACAUGACAGCAUGAGCGUGAUAGCAUCUAUUUUAUCUAUAUCUACAUGUUUCAGACAGCCAUUCUGAAAUUUAAACACAAAUCCUGUUAUAAGCAGACACACACUAACUUUGAUUUAUUUAUUUAAAGGUUUAGAAAACAGUCAAAAAUAUACAGACAGUAUUAUCUGACUGACUUUGGCUGAUACGGAUAUAAACACACAUAGUUAAGAACAGAAAAUGUUCCCAUCAGCUGAUACCUAAAAUUAUCCUUUUAAUCUCCACCGGUGUAAUGCCAAUAAUAUUUGGUGCGUCUUUUUAAGCUUAAAACUGCUCAGAUUCAGCUUGUCCUCUGUGUUAAAGAUCUAAAUGAGUAUGUGCAGAACGAGUCGUAUCUUUUUAUUCAAGCUUUAUGUGAGAAAGAGGAUAAUAACGCGGACAGUCCUUUUUGUCUGCAUGAAUACGAGAAUCCGAUUCUUUGUAUAUUCCCUUGUCCCCUCAGUUUAACAGAUCCCCCUCCUCUCCUUAUCUCCCCACCAGAUCCCCAACAACCUGUGGCCGAGCUCCUCCCCCGCCGGUCCUGUGGUCUCCUCCUGCAUGCUCCCUCGAGGCUCCCCUCCCUGCGUCACCUCCUACCCUCACUCCCCUCGAUCAGCCGCCGGCGCCGCCGACCACGGCUACGUGAGCUUCCCCAACCAGCAGAACCAAUUCGGCCACGUCUCCCUCAACAACUUCUUCAGCGCGGACUCCCUCCUCACGCCAACCGCCAACGGUCACCACCCGUUCGAGGCCAAGCCGGAGUUUGAGAGGCGCUCAUCCAGCAUCGCUGUGCUGCGCAUGAAGGCAAAGGAGCACACGGCCAACAUCUCAUGGGCCAUGUGAUCAGGGUUUCUAUGCAAGUCUGGAGAAUCUGGAUGAUGUACGGAAAGAAAAUGAUUAGACUUUCCAGUUUCUUUAAACUCAAGACUCUGAAAUCAAAUCCAGAACAGGGUUUGUGUCGCAGCAUUUUCUGCCAUCACAGAGUAGCUUAAACUUAUAUUUUGAUGCAAGUGAUAAUCAAAUACACCCUGAUACUUCAGAAGAAAAAGUGACAGGAUAUCUGCUCCCUCUGAAAGCGGCGAGUCAAUCUCGUGAAGAAGUCAGCAAGUUAAAAAGCCGUGGUGUUGUGUGACAAUCAGCUGUGCUUCAUGGACUUGAACUGUUAUCAAGCAAACUUUCUCUAUACUCUCAUUUCUGACAUUUGAAAGCUCUGCCAUCAGGUCGGUGUCAGACAAAACAGACCAUAAGUGCCUUUUUUUUUUUUACAGUUUUCAUAGAAAAGUUCAAACACAUUUAAAAGUUUAAGCUAAACAGAAUGAGAUUUUUCAUGUCAGGAAAUAUGACCGACGCUCACGCAGAUACACAGGAUGUUCUCAGUCGUCCUCAGUUGUUGCUAAAAUCCACUCAAAUCAAACGUUCCUUACAGUAGCUUUAAUGAUAGCGAUACGAUUUGUUCAUUCAGGCUUUCAGAGUAACAUCCUGCGCUCUUUUUGGUCGAACCAGACGAACCGCCGUAAUCUGCCCGCUUCUUUAUUUUUGUUCCUAAUGAGGAGCAGGAAGUCCUGACAAAAAGACAUGAAAAGGAGCUGCCAGCUGGACUACAAACCCCCCGAACAGAGUGGAUCCAGAGGAGGGGGGCGUCCCCGAACCACUUAAGCAUCUCUCUAAGCACUGUGAAUAAGCUUUUUAUCUUCCUCCAUUGUUUCAGCUCAGGACCGAAGAUGAGCAGAGUUAAAGUGACUCCAUGUACUGAUGUGUGUGUUUGUGUGUGUGUGUGUGUGUGUGUGUGUGUGUGUGUGUGUGUGUGUGUGUGUAUGUGUGUGUGCAGCAAAGCUCUGUAACCUCUGUAGUCUGCCUCUGCUUCUGUCACCCAGGCAAAGGAGAGGCAGCUUUUAUACGUGUUUGUGUUGUAAAUUUAUCUGGUGUAAGCAGAAAUAAAUGAAUGUUACU
Molecule: messenger RNA, 7259 nt
Organism: Xyrichtys novacula (pearly razorfish)
Lineage: Eukaryota; Metazoa; Chordata; Actinopteri; Labriformes; Labridae
Source: the annotation of a GenBank genome assembly